Molecule: messenger RNA, 3043 nt
Organism: Tigriopus californicus
Lineage: Eukaryota; Metazoa; Arthropoda; Copepoda; Harpacticoida; Harpacticidae
Gene: Rpn2
Product: 26S proteasome non-ATPase regulatory subunit 1-like
Biological process (GO): regulation of protein catabolic process; proteasome-mediated ubiquitin-dependent protein catabolic process
Cellular component (GO): nucleus; proteasome storage granule; proteasome regulatory particle, base subcomplex
Molecular function (GO): enzyme regulator activity
Source: RefSeq, a predicted model, not a curated record
ACAUGGCUCUGACCUCUGCCGGUGGGAUUUUAUCCCUGUUGAGCGAACCGCUCCCUGAAUUGCAAGUGUUUGCUCUCAAGAAGCUGUUGUCACCGUUUGGUGCUGCUCAUUCGCCCGGUGGCAAACCCGGAGAUAUCGCCGUCAUCGAUGUAUUUUGGGCCGAGAUCUCGGAUUACAUCCAAACCAUUGAAGAGUUGUCGGAAAAUGCGAGUUUCCCGGACCGCGAAUUGGCAUCCUUGGUGGCGUCCAAGGUCUAUUUUCACUUGGGCAGCUAUGAGGACUCCCUGUUGUUUGCCCUGGGGGCCGGACAAUACUUUGACGUGAAUGAGCGCAACGAAUACGUUGAAACCAUGAUUGCCAAGUGCGUGGAUAGCUACAUCUUGAAGCGGAAUUCUGACAAGCCCGAGGAUAUCGAUGGGCGUCAAAAGGCGGUGGUGGACAAGAUGUUCAAGCGCUGCUUUGAUGACCAUCAAUAUAAGCAAGCUUUGGGUAUCGCCGUGGAGACCAAAAGGAUGGACAUGUUCCGCGAUGCCAUCAUGCUGUCCCAAGAUAAGGAUGGCAUGCUCUCCUACGCCUACAGCGUGUCCAUGCAACUCAUCCAAAACCGUACUUACCGAGCUGAGCUCUUGCGCACCCUGGUGAAGCUUUAUCGUGAAUUGGAAAAGCCCGACUACGUUCAGAUGUGUCAGUGUCUCAUCUUUCUUUCGGACCCCAACUCCGUGGCGGAGGUGUUGGAAUCCCUCUCGCAGGGGUCUGCCGAUGAAGCCCUGAUGGCCUAUCAGAUCGCAUUUGACAUGUACGAAUCGGCCACACAACAAUUUUUGAACAACGUGGUCCAAGCCCUGAGAAAGACAGCGCCCAUUCCAGCUGCUAUUCACGGGGGCGUGUCCAAGGUGCCUCCGGUGAAGGACGAAUCAGAGGGCGAGAAAAUGGAAACCGAGGGCGCUGGUGAAACUUCACCCAAGGAAGAAGCCGCUGAAAUCAAGAAGGAGGACCUGUCCGAGUCGGAUCAACAACGGCAAGGCAAGUUGGAGAAGCUGUCGAUGAUUCUUUCUGGCGAAAAGACCAUCUACUUGCACCUGCAGUUCCUCAUGAGAAGCGACCACUCCGAUCAGCUCAUUUUGAAGCAAACCAAGGCCGCUGUCCGUGUGUCCAUCUGUCACACAGCUACCGUGAUUGCCAACGGGUUUAUGCACUCGGGCACCACUCAUGAUUCGUUUUUGCGAGAUAAUCUUGAGUGGUUGGGCAAUGCCACCAACUGGGCUAAGCUCUCGGCCACUGCCUCUUUGGGCGUGAUCCAUCGAGGGCAUGAGAAUGAAUCCCUGGCUUUGAUGCAGAGCUACCUCCCCAAGGACUCGGCCAAUAGCUCUGGUUACGCCGAAGGUGGCGGCCUCUAUGCCUUGGGCUUAAUCCAUGCCAAUCACGGAGGCGAAAUCACCGAGUACCUCCUCAAUCAGGUCAAGGAGGGCGGGAAUGAGCAGAUCAGACACGGAGGUUGCCUGGGCCUGGGUUUGGCCGCCAUGGGCACCCAUCGCUCUGACGUUUAUGAACAGCUGAAGUUCAACUUGUACCAGGACGAUGCCGUGACGGGUGAAGCGGCAGGAAUCGCCAUGGGUUUGGUGGAAUUGGGCUCCAAAUCGGCUCAAUCCAUUGAGGAUAUGGUGGCCUAUGCUCAAGAAACCCAACACGAGAAGAUCUUGCGUGGAUUGGCUGUGGGCAUUGCUUUGACCAUGUACGGCCGACUGGAGGAGGCGGAUCCUUUGAUCGCAUCUCUGAGUCAGGAUAAGGACGCCAUCUUACGGCGCUCUGGAAUGUACACCAUUGCCAUGGCCUAUUGUGGUACGGGCUCUAACAAGGCCAUCCGACAACUCCUUCACGUCGCUGUCUCAGAUGUCAAUGACGACGUCCGGCGCGCAGCCGUGAUGGGCUUGGGUUUCUUGUUGUUCAAGACCCCCGAGCAGUGUCCUGGGGUGGUGUCGCUCCUCUCGGAGUCGUACAAUCCACAUGUCCGUUAUGGAGCGGCCAUGGCUCUGGGGAUCGCCUGCGCCGGUACUGGCAGCAAGGAAGCAAUUGCCCUCAUCGAACCCAUGACAAAUGAUCCCGUCACGUAUGUCCGCCAAGGAGCAUUGGUGGCCUCCGCUCUGAUUCUCAUCCAGCACACGGAGGUCACUUGUCCCAAGGUCAAGGACUUCCGGACCCUCUACGCCAAGGUCAUCUCUGACAAGCACGAUGACGUGAUGGCUAAAUUUGGCGCCAUUCUGGCUCAAGGCAUUAUUGAUGCCGGUGGGCGCAACGUGACCGUGUCGCUUCAAUCCCGAACGGGUCACACCAACAUGAAGGCCGUGGUGGGGAUGUUGGUCUUCACCCAGUACUGGUACUGGUUUCCCCUGAGCCAUUUCUUAUCCUUGGCCUUUACGCCCAGUUGCUUGAUCGGCCUGAAUGAGAACCUAGAUAUGCCCGUUAUCUCGUUCAAAUCCAACGUUAAACCUUCUACCUACGGGUAUCCUGCACCUUUAGAGGAGAAGAAGAAGGAAGACAAAGAGAAGGUUGCCACCGCCAUUCUAUCCAUCACCGCCAAGCAGAAGAAGAAGGAAGCCGAAAAGAAGAAGGACAAAGAUCCUGGGACAGAGAAAAUGGAGGUAGAUGAAGAGAAGGAGAAAGCCAGCAAAGAUCAGGAGAAGAAAGAUGCGGCCGACAAGGAGAAGGACAAGAAAGAGGACGAGGCCAAGACCAAGAAGGAAGAGGCCACCUUCGACACGCUUGCCAAUCCGGCUCGUGUCAUGAAACCUCAAUUGAAGGUCAUUUCUAUGGAGGAUCCUAAAUACAAGCCUCUCAAGGAUAUCGUCAUUGGAGGGAUCGUGCUUCUCAAGAACAACUCGGGCGAACCAUGUGAAAUCGUCGAACCCGUGGCAGUGAAGAAAUUGGCUUCCGAUGAUGAAGAACCCGAGCCAGAACCGCCAGAGCCCUUUGAAUACACUGAAGAUUGAUCCUUGUCCAGACCAUAGCUCUGUUUGUAAUCGAAAUAAAACCCUCCUAGAGACCA